This is a messenger RNA of Nylanderia fulva, 5246 nucleotides long. The record is from RefSeq and is a predicted model, not a curated record. NCBI's taxonomy places the organism in Eukaryota, Metazoa, Arthropoda, Insecta, Hymenoptera, Formicidae.
UGCGCGCAAAGGCUCGAGCGGGAAGGACGCGGGACGCGACUCGUCGUGUUUAUUUCUCGAGAAUCUUGAGACUACGACUAUUCAAAGUAACUACCACGGCGCGAUUUUCAAAUGUGCUGAUCGUAACCUUUCCGUUGUUUCUCCUUCACGCGUUCUACGUGAGUAUAACAUCGUCGGGAGUGCCGUACAAAGUGUCACGCAAGUGUGUUAUUUUAGUAAUGAAUGCGUGCGCGAUCGUUUAUUAUUGUAAUCGUGUUUCGCGAGUGAGUGUGCAGUCAAUGUCAUAUAAGAGGAGCAAAGGACAAAUACGAAAGAUGAUCAGGGAGGCAUCAGGCGACAGCGGAGCAACCGUAGGAUCAACGUUGUCUGCAACUCCGCUGCAACGCAUCGUCCGGUGAGCGUAUACAACAACAUCGUUCAACGAUAUAUCGACGGCGACACGGAGGACGCGACGUCGGGAGGCUUCGCUUUCCUCUGCUUCGACUGGAAGUACUCGGCCAACGAGUUCAUCGUCUUCCUGGCGACCGUGUUCGCUGCGCACCAGUCCAGGCUGACGGACUUCCGGCCGACGUUGCUGACGCAGGGCGUCGCGGUGACGUCCUCCCAUUCGCCCAGGAGGUGCAGCAGCAGGUCCUUGGCGCUACCGGGCUCGUCGAGGUUGAGGUUUUUGUGCAGGUCCUGCAGGUUCGAUAUCCUCGGCACAUCCCGGCUGGUCUCGCCGAAGGAUCGCUUCACUCGGGACCGUCGCCACGGAGGCGUCAAGUCCACGUCCUUGUCGUCCUUGAGGGAGGACGUCGCCUGGAAGGACGUCUUGCCGAUCGUCGUCAUCCUGCUGAACUUGCCGAGUCCGAAGGAGCACUUCCGAUCCUCCUUGCACCUCUCGGACAUCUCGCCGUCGCUGAUGCUGGUUCUCCUUAAAGCUAGGAACGCAGGAUUUUCCGGAUUCCCGUCCACGUCGUGUCUGUCGAAGCUGCGGCUACUGUGGAAGGUCGUCCCGUUCAGCUUCCGUUGCCGGGUGAUGCUGGACAACUUCUCCGUAAUCUCGUUGGUCUCUUUGGUGGAGACCAAAGAGCUGGUGACGUUGCUCUUCGGGUAAGAACCGCCACGAUUGUUCCCAACAUCGGGCUUCUUGAUGGAACGCUGCGCCUCCGACUUGGUCCCGUUGUCGUCCUCGCUGGAUGGCGAACCCAGAGCGAUCGUGCGAAGAUGUUCGGACAGCCUUAUGAUCUCCUCAGCUAGAGCAAUCUGGCUGGCUGGAUCGCGACGGUUCCUAGCGGCCGUACCUUCGGAGGCUCUCCUUUCCAAGGACAGGCUGAAACUCGGUACGGACAAGAAGCGAGUGGAGUGAAGCGAAUCCACCUUGUCGGACUGAGUGCUGCUGCUGCGAAGACUGUCGCAGGGAGACGGACUGUGUCCUCGCAGGGACGUCGAUUCCUCAGGGUGUUCGCGGAACGAGGGAUCUCUGGCCGAAUGAUAGGAAUCGAUCGUGUAAGGACUGUCCGGGUGCUCCCGCCAACGUUCGACGAACAGCCUGAGAUUGUCCUUGGUGACGUCCAGCUCUUCCUCGAGGUGCCCGUCGCGGAUGACACCUAGAGGACGAUUUUCGAGAAAGGCCAUCCGUUUGGCCGCCUCUUCCUGGCUCCUGGUCUUACUCGUUUUUCGCGCCAGCCAACGAUGCUCCCGACAUUGCGCCGCCGUCAUUCGCUUUCUGAAAGAUUCGAAAGGCCCGAUUGAUGGUCUCUCCUUGUUCCGUAGAGACACAAGAGUGUUCCAAGAGCGAACAGUUAAGACGAAAACGCACAGACGAGGAAUGCGGUGCAAGAAUGUGUCCGAUGAAGAUGCAGACGUAUAUAUGUGUGUGGGUGUGUGUGUGCGUUCGUAUGUAGAUGUGGGUCAUGUGUGCAAAAUUCUCGAGAAAUUAGCUAACCGACGAGCGAAACGUUAUAUAUCGAUGUUACUUCGUCGUUUGACAUUUGGAUGACGUUCUCGGUGGUCAUUAAAUACCGUUGUCGAAUGCAAUGGCAGUGAAAUAAUGGCUGCUAUACAAGACCGGAACAGCAUACUUUCUGCUAGAGUUAUCAGGAAUGCGGUCAUAUUUCAUAUACAUUUAAUUACGAAAUAGAGAAUCACUCAUCUGUCCUUUCUUUAGAGACCGGUAAAGUCUUAUUUACCGAUGUUGAUCGAAAAAUAGUUUGGAAUCAUUCAUAAUAAUAAUAAUAAUAAUGGAGGCCAGGAUAGCUGUAAUAAACGCAAGUUGCUCGUGUGAAUCAUCGCACACACCCUCGCAAACGAGGAAAAAGGAGGAUUAUAGGGUUCGAGAAAGUUUUCACAACAAUAGCAACAAACACAUGAUAUGAAAUGUAAAGAAGGGAAGAAACAGAGGUAGUUUGAAACAGACUAAGCAGUUUGCUACUUGGAAAUAUGGAAGGGGAAAAAAUUAAGGAAGUACAGUAUUAAUUUUAUGUGCAGCGUGAAAAAAGCAUACUUACUCUUUGUCUUUCACCAGGAGGCAUCUGAUGAAAUCUUUCGCGUCCUCGGAAAUCUCGGCAAAGGCUUCGUGGUCAAAAUCGUAUUUCGCUAUGGUGACGUUGGCCAUUGUCUCUAUAUCCGUAUCGCCCAUAAACGGUGACAAACCGGACAAUCUAUAAAGUCUGUAGCUGAAGUAUCUCUCAUGUGGACAAUCGUUUCAUUGUCAAAAUGAGUCGGUCGAGUUCACCGGUCAAGAUCGAAGGCACGAGAGAUUCCGUCCGUCUGAUUUGACAACACGCACCGUCACUCAUGGUGUGAGUGAAGAGAAAACGAAUUAUUUAUAGCUAAUUUUAAAAUCAUCUAAGCACAAUACUGGGUGUACUAAAGCAUGCAACAUGAGAAACUGUUACUGCUAACGUGGAAAUUGGCCAAUGACUCGAAUAUAUUCAUUUAUCAUCGAAUAUAUUAAAUUCAGACAUCGAGGGAGAGCGCUUUGCGAUUAUAUAAAGCGCCCAAUGUUUUAUUUCAAUCGCCAUUUGAUCCGGCCUUGAUAGAGAAAUAUUUUCAUCUUGGUUCCGAGACGAUCCAAACAGGAAGAAGAAGAGGAAAUUGUCGAGGGAGGAAUCUCAAGGCUGGACCAGCACACAACGAGAGAUUAAUUUGAGCUGAUCUCGCGUGAUCGACACGUCGUUGGCACGACGCUUCGACAUCUAUACGCAUCCGUUGAUCGACGAAUUUAAUCACUCACCGUCCGAGCUCUGCCUGGAUGUCAUAAUCGUCCUUGAACUCGACUCCCCGACGUACUGUCACAUCUCGAUAGGGGAAGCUGGGCUCGAUCUCUGAAAAAAUUAUCGUAAAAAUAUUACAACGCAAUCGUUCAUGUAGGAAGGAAGAGAAUGCAAAGAGACACAAAUUAGAGAUUCCACAUAUGCGGAGAUUCCGUGAAAAUAGCCUCCCUGUGUUUAUAUGUGCGUAAAACGUACAUUCUUGCGUGUUACUAGAAUGGAUGAAAUCGUUAAAUGUAUCGACUUGGAUCCGGCAGCGGUCCAUGAGUGACAACACAACAUGAUCAUCGACGUCGUGAUUAAUGAAUGAAAAUGUAAAGCGCUCUAUUUACUCAAUUACUCAACACUAAAAUGGGUUAUACGGAAGAGGAUAGUGAUAGUGUUGCAUCUGAUCUUCAGAAUAAACAUGAUAUUUACAUCGAAAUUGAACAGGAUAAGAAGAAAUAUGAGUGUAUUUAUACAGGAUGUCAUGCUGUAUUUCUGCGACCUUCUAGAUUACAAAGGCACAUACGAACCCAUACUGGAGAGAGACCUUAUAAAUGUGAUUAUCCAGAAUGCACAAAGGCAUAUACCAAUUCUUGUCAUUUGAAAAGACACUUGGAAACUCAUAAUUCCAUGAAAAAAAUAUACCAAUGUCCACAAUGUUCAAUGUCAAUCAGUUAUCUUCACAAUUUAAAACGUCAUUACAAACAGAUGCACAAUAAAGAUAAAAAAAUUUUCUGCAAGGAAUGUGGUGAAAGUUUUAGUAAGAAGAAUCAAUUAGCUGAACAUGAAACUAUACAUUUUGGAUCUAUCACUUAUAAGUGUGAUAAAUGUGUCAAAAGUUUUACAAAUAUCACUAAAUUUAAACAACAUAAAAAAGCACAUGAAAAGCCCCCUAAAUGUUAUCCCUGUCCAGUAUCCGGAUGCUCGGAGGUGUUUGAUAAAUGGCUACUAUUAUGCGCACAUAGAAGAGCUAAACAUGUAACAACUUAUAAAUGCAACAAUUGUGACAAAAGUUUUCUUAGUAAAUCUAGAUUGAGAAUACAUUCUAGAAUACAUUCUGAAAAUAGAUUGGUUGUAUCAUGCCCAUAUGACAAUUGUCAUAAAACUUAUUUAUUUAAGUACAGUUUGGAGCAACAUAUAAGAGCUACACAUCUUGAAGAAAAAUUUUAUUGCGACAUGUGUUCUGUAGGUCUUACGACGAAAAAAAAGUUGAUAGAACAUAUUCAACGUCGUCAUGAACUCAAGAAACAGAAAACAUCAAAAAAAGAGCAAAGAAAGAAAAGAAAAGAUGCUGGUAUACCUAAGAAGAGCGUAUUAUCUGGAUUAAUGGGAGUAAAUUUGCCGUACAAUUUAGAAAAAAUGGUGAUGGAACGAGAAACAGUGAUAACAACAGAUAACAAUGAAUCAGGAAAGCUUAUCCAAUUUCUGCAAAAUAAUAUUAUCAAUCGAUAUUUAUUACAACACUGGAUAAGAAGGAAGCUCAAAAUAAGUUGCUGCAGACUAAAUUAAUAUGAAUUCGAUCGACAUUGAGUCAUCAUACAUAGACAAUGUUGAUGGGACAUACCUAUUAGAGCCAUUAAUAAAUGUGCUAAAACGUGUUGAGGGGAAAACUGAGAAAGAAAUUAUUCCCGAGAUCAAUUUUUCGGAUGAAUUUCCUUCGCAUGAAGUGGUUUGCCCUGAAGAAAAAUUUAGUCCAAAACACGUCAUCAAUUAUAUGAUAAUCAGAUAUGAAUGUUUUCACUCUGACAUUCAAGUAGAUUCUGAUUUUCAAAACAUAUUAUUUAUAAGUAUUUCGACGAGGACGAAUCAUGCGAAAUGCGUAUUACAUUCUCUAACAUUAUGUCUUUCAUUACUGAUAUUUUCACUAUAUCUUUUUUAUAUCAUAUACAAUAUGCGAUAGACACUAAGAAGUUGCAAAUAAUAUAUGAGUUAAAAGACAUGAUGGAACAGAAAUAUAAUAUACAGAGCGAUAACGUCCCUAAUAAAGAUGCGAUUACCAUAUUUAAA